GUAUACUCGCACCACUUGGAGCACAGAUUUAACGUCAAGGUAGGGAAGUGGAGGGAGCUCAGGCCACAUCAAUAAUGAUCCAGCCUAAAGUCCGACUCUUUCUUUGCGUGUUUUAACUGCCAACUGCCAACUCUGCUGGACUGUAAGUCAAGAUAACAGAAUGGCCAAACGGCCAGGAGCCGAUGAGAGUAUGUUACUUUCACCAACGCUCCUUCAAGACUUCAGCCAUGAAGCAAACGCCAGAGACGUUAAUGUGGAUUGCAUAGAUGGAGAAUUGUCUCUGGAAGAAAUUUUAACACUGUACGGCCAACCUAUAAAUGAAGAACAAGCAUGGGCGGUUUGUUAUCAGUGCUGCAGGUCUCUGGCGCAAAAACACAGGCGAAGAAAUUCAAAAUCAGCCGAAGCACCCACUGGGGACUAUAGUAGGAGGAUUGACGGCCCUGGCGAUGUUAGGAUUCUAAAAGAUGGUACCAUAAAAUUACAGCAUCAGAGCAAUCAAGAUACAUACCCACCGGCCAGCAGAUCAAUCGAGAUCAUCGAGUCCCUGGGCAUCAUGAUCUACAAGGCUCUGGACUAUGGCCUGAAGGAGAAUGAGGAGCGGGAGCUGAGUCCACCUCUUGAACGCCUCAUCGAUCUCAUGACCAACAUGGUCAACGACGAGGCAGAGAAAGACCCCUGCCCUGAUGAGGGCUACGAGGCCACUGAGGAAGAGGAUGAGGGGGAAGGAGAAGAAGGCCCAGACGUCUGCAACAUCCGAUGCUACCGUGACGUGUUGGAGCUGUGCACAUCCCAUAUGCCCAGUCCCUCCGACGCCCCCAACCACUACCAGGCCGUGUGCCGGGCUCUCUAUGCAGAGACCAAGGAGCUCCGCACCUUUCUGGAGAAGAUCAAGAGUGCCAAGGAGAAUCUGCGGCGGAUGGAGGGAGAUGCCCGAGAGGAGCCAGCCAAAGACCUGAAUGAGCUGCAGAAUGCUGACUGGGCUCGUUUCUGGGUGCAGGUGAUGCGUAGCCUGCGUGACGGGGUGAAGCUGAAGAAGGUUCAUGAGCGCCAGUACAACCCUCUGCCCAUCGAGUUCUCGCUCACGCCCUACGAGAUGCUCAUGGACGACAUCCGCUCCCAGCGCUACAAACUCCGCAAGGUCAUGGUGAAUGGAGACAUUCCGCCCAGGUUAAAAAAGAGUGCCCACGAGGUCAUUCUGGAGUUCAUCCGAUCUCGCCCGCCCCUUAACCCGGCCGCUUCACGCAAGCUAAAGCCCCACCCCCAGCGGCCCGUCAGUCUCCACGAGCGUCUCCUGGAGGGGAUCAAGUCUGAGAGGAAGCUGAGGCCCGUGUCUCCAGACAUGAUCCGCCGCAACAGGCUGGUAAUGCGACCGCUUAGCAUGUCGUUCAGUUUUGACUCUUCAGGAGCAGGCAAAAGCAUCAGCACUCCGCAAGAUUUGUACCGAAGCUCAGGUGUGACCCUGGAUGCCCCUAGGAAGAUGGCCAUCAGCACGCUGGCUCUGUCCAAUGGUAGCCAGGCAGCCUACAGCCCGGUCAAUGGACUGGGUGGGUCCCAGCAGUUAUCUCAGAGGAAGAGGUUGUUGAAGGCCCCUACGCUAGCCGAACUGGACAGCUCCGACUCCGAUGAUGAGCCGAGCCGCACGUCAGCCAGCAGCUCCAGUGUGUCCGCCUCCAUGAUGGAAGACACGUCACCGGAGUCCAACGCUGGGAAGAAGACUCCCCCCAGGUUCCUGCCCAUCUCCUCGACCCCCCAGCCAGACAGACGACCCGCACCCACCCAGCGAAGACACUCCAUCGAGAAGGAGACUCCCACCAGCGUUCGGCCAUUUGUGCCCCCUUCUCGACAGAGCUCCAAGUCCUUGCUGUCCUCGGAUGCUCCAAAGGGGGAAGGACCCAGCUGUUCCCGAGCGGAGGAGUUCUGCUAUCCUGUGGAGUGCCUGGCCUUGACUGUGGAAGAAGUCAUGCAUAUCAGACAGGUUCUGGUCAAGGCUGAGAUGGAGAAGUUCCAGCAGUACAAAGACGUCUACACCGCCCUAAAGAAGGGGAAGCUCUGCUUCUCCUGUCGAACCAAGAAGUUCUCCUUCUUCACCUGGGCCUACAACUGUCAGUUCUGCAAGAGACCUGUGUGUUCUCAGUGUUGUAAGAAGAUGAGGCUUCCAUCUAAGCCCUACGCCAGCCUGCCCAUCUACUCCCUGGACUCCCCGGCCCUACCCAAGGAGGAGGCAGCAGCAGCCCCGGCCCCAACCCCAACCCCGGCCCCAGCCAAGCCAGAGAAGCCCUCCCCCAGCCACCGCCGUCACAGCUUUCACCGCAGGUCAUCGAAGCGCGGGGAACACUCGUCCUCCAGAGAUGAGGUGGAGCUGCCCAAGGAGCUGACGGAGGACUGGAGCACCAUGGACGUGUGCAUCGACUGCAAGAAGUUCAUCCACGACAUCAUUUCCUCCAGCAAGCGCAGCCUGUCUCUGGCCACCAAGCGCAACCGUCUCAAGAGGAAGACGCAGUCCUUCUACCUGUCCUCCCCCAAGGGGGCAGACUUCCACCCCACAGAGAGGACUAUCAAAGAGGUUUGAGGGAGAGAACUCCUCCCCGGCCUCGCCACACACACACACACACACACACACACACACACAUUGAUGGCCAUUUUAGACUGAUCGCAGUAUAUAUAUAUAUCGGGGCUGUUCUGUCCUUGAUUGAUUAGUCGUGUCUCUCUGCUCUCCUGCUUAUUGUCUCCCAUGGCGACGCUUCAGUGCGAGUUCCUGUUGGUAUUAAAAUGGUGGUGGGAUGUGCCUGAUGGAGGGGACCGAGGUGUGUGUGUGUGUGUGUGUGUGUGUGUGUGUGUGUGUGUGUGUGUGUGUGUGUGCCCAAGUCAAGAAGGCUUUCAGUGGACUGUCCUCUGGAACAAGGACCAGAAUGGCCGACCAUAUUGAGAGAGAAUGGCCGCAUCUUUUACUUCUGUAAAUACUUCCUUUAGCCCAACCCACCCCCUGCCUACCCCUUUACCCUUCCGUCUCUCUCCCUCCCUCCCUCCCUCAUCAGAUCAAAGUGCCAGGGCUGACCCAAUGAACCAGCCUGUAUUUGAAUGAGAUGUCCCACCUUGAGCAUGGGGUCCUCAGCAUCUCCCCCCCCUCCCCUCCCCUCUUUGUCUCAGGUAACUUUUGGUUUGGUCAGAAGCCAAAGUCGUGGACUCUAGUAGCUCUUCCCAAAUGUCCCCGACGCCACCCCAUGCCAGCAAACCCCACGUGCAGGACCUCCAUGACUCUACUGAAUGGGAGGACUGUGAGAGAAUCACUACAGAACGACAGGAGCCUUUUCUAGAGAAAUGGGAUCACAGAGGUUCAGAUGGAAGAUGUUUAAGGCUGAGGAGCGUGUUUAACUGCACUAGGCCUGAGAAUGUAUAUUUUUCUAAUGGGACCAUUUUGAUGGUAACUUUACUAGUGUGUGUAUAUAUACGUACAUAUGUAUAUAUAUAUAUAUAUAUACUAGUCAGGACCUUAACUCUACAUAAGCAUCUACUUCCUUUUGUCAGGGAGGAUGGAUGAGUGGUGCAUGUCCAUGGUAGAUGUAUUAGUCAGGUGGGACAGGUACUGUCUCUCUCCACACACCCCUCUUCUACCCAAUUAGGGUGAAGUUCGACCAAAUAUUAAUUCAGAUUUUCCCCCUCUUUGAUUGUCAUGAUUGCUGCUUGAUUUAUCAUGUAAUUUACAGAAAACUACGGAUAUGUGUUGAUCUCAGAUUUCACUGGCUGAAUUGAAAUGUCAUCCAGAUUUCUAUGUGUAUAUUAUAUAUAGUUUUUUUUUUUUUUUUUUUUUUAGAUUUUGAUUGAAGAGAUGUCUUUUUCUUUUUAAAGACAGGUUUUCUGUCACACUUAUAGCACGCAUCUGUUUCUUAAAAAGGUUGCCUGGUGCCAAAAGUUCUGUUCACAUACUGAAAAGUAUAUGUUUUGGGCCUGUUUUGUAAAUAGUUCAAACACUUUCUUAAGUUAUACAAGUGGACUUUUUUUCGGGUUCAUCUGUCUGUUAGGUCACUAAUGUCCAGAUCACUCAUCACAAAUGAUCUGUACUUCUAACAUUCAAAUAUGGAUUAUAGUAAUAAUGAGUAUAUUAUCUUAAUAUUAUUUGUAUCAAUAUGUUCAUUGAAGUAAUUGAUGCUGUCUUUCAUUUUUAAGUAAUGCACUAUUUUUGCCAGAAUAUUAAUCAUACAGCAUUUUUACAGGAGAGCAAAACAUAUAGUUAAUUUUUAAAUGUAAAGUCAUCCGGUUUUCCUUCUUGUUUUAUAUUUUGAGGUCAAACUGGUCAAUAGUGCCAUUAGAUAGAUUCAGACGCCUCUUUCCACUCACAGGCCCCGUCUGCUGUCUGCAAAAAGUCAACUUUUGGUUUUAAUGGGUCCAAACGAAUCGUAAAAAUACUGCCUGUAAUUUGUUAGUGAACAGGAAGCCUUGUGUGGUCCCUCAUGGUUUGAAAAAUGAGAAUGAGGUUUAAAAUGUUUGUAAAUCCACAUUGACUACCUGUAAUGAAUCAAUAAUUUAUGUGCAUGAUAAAAAUGUGUCUAUCUUUUUUUUAAUUGGAAAAAUAAAAUAAAACAUUGAGAGUAGUGUUGAAAUUUGAAA
This is a messenger RNA of Clupea harengus (Atlantic herring), 4605 nucleotides long. RefSeq names its product spire-type actin nucleation factor 1a (gene spire1a). Gene Ontology annotation, molecular function: microtubule binding; actin binding. The record is from RefSeq and is a predicted model, not a curated record. Lineage: Eukaryota; Metazoa; Chordata; Actinopteri; Clupeiformes; Clupeidae. Gene Ontology annotation, cellular component: cell cortex; cytoplasmic vesicle membrane. Gene Ontology annotation, biological process: actin nucleation; Golgi vesicle transport; actin filament polymerization.